GAGGCGGUAAGAUCGUUCGUUCUGGCGGCGGGUGUUUGUAGUUUUGUAUAUUUGGCGACCGGCGCAAAAAAAGUAUAGAACGCAAAUAUCGGUCGGUUGCGAUCGCGCGCGCGGCUUUCUGCUUCGCUUUCGAACGCGCAAAAUCAGUCGUGCGUUACUUGGAUUGUUUCCAGUGUUUUAAAAGCGCCACGGUUGCUUUGUGUUCUGAUAGGCGCGCUUAGGUAACGAUGUGUUUGUAUUUAUGUUACCGAAGAGAAGAACGUGACAAUUUUCCCCUCUGUCGAAGGUGAAAUUUGAAAACGAAGGCAACUUUUACAACCGACCGCCGGCGCGGGAAAAUCUAAAAGCUUCAUAGAAAACACCGGCAACCCACCAUCGGAAUGAAUGCUAUUCUCUGCCAGAAUCGGCUCAGAAAAAAUACCGAAGCCCAUUUAGUGUAAACUGAACCUGAAGCUAUAAGCAAUGCAUCGUGAAACCACAAGAAGAAACAGAGCGAAGUCAGCUUUCAGUGAUCAUCCGAACCCAGUAUCUUUAGUGCAUGCAGUGAGUGAGUGAAUGAGUGCAAACCCGCUGGUGCAAAGGCCAAUCUAGUUUCGCCUUCUCCGCCGCGUAAAAAUGCGAUGAAGAAAUUCAUCACCACCAAAUUGCACGCGGUUGUUUCGGUUUCGGUUCAAGAGCAAACCGUGGAAGUGGAAAACGACAUCCAAGAAGAAGAAGUGAAGCAAGAAGCAGAAAAAGAAGAAACCGUGAAAAACUCCGCCGAUGGUGCUAGUGGUGGCAUUGUGGGUUUGAAAUCGUCAUCAUUAUCGUCAUCGGUCAUGACAUUGAAUUCACCCACCAGUAAGCACCAGGGAAGCCUGAAGAGUAGCAUUAGUGGCGGCGGCGGUGGCAGCAACAAUAGUAAUAACAGCAUUACAACCGGAAUGAUGACAGUGGAGGUUCCGCCUGGUGGUUCCCCUCAAUUGGCAAAACCGCCACCCGUUCAGCAGCAUGGCAUCAUAAGCACGACUUCUACAGUGGUGGGACAACAGAUCGGCGGAAGUUCAACGACAACGACGUCAUCAGCUGCGCAAGUCAAGAUGAGCGGUUAUCUCAAGAAGAAAAGAAAUAAAAUGGGCGGCUGGCGGAAGAUGUACUUCAUCCUGCAGAACCAACUGCUGCUCUCCUACUCAUCGAAAGACGACUACGAGAAGAAGCUCGCCCCCUUCAAGGACAUCAUCAACCUGGUGCCGGGGACGGUCAUUAUUCCGACCACCGGACCCCGCUUCACGAUCGAAACCAACUCCAAGGUGCUGUACACGUUUCGCUGUGACGAUCAUAAGAGCUGUUCCGAGUGGAUUACGGCACUGCUAGACAGCCUCAAGGGCGAAGGCAGUGGCGAGAAGAAGUUCAGCCAUCAUCACGCCUUGCACGGCCCCAGAAGCGGCGGCAACCUGCAGCACCAUCUGACCCGUCGCUCGCUGUCCUCCCUGUCGUCGUCCUCCUCCUCAACCUCCUCCACGUCCACCUCGGCGGCCUAUGCCACCGAUGACCCGUCCAAGAUGGCCAUUACCUCGAUCAGGCGGCUGCAGCACACCGGCCAGCUUCUACAGCAGCGUGCUAAACAGUCCCCGGCUAAGCAGACCUCGCUUUCGGCGCCGAACUUGUUCUACGGAUUCGGUAGCUCGAAUGCAAUUGGGGUAAAGGCGGUCACCAGUGCCAUCGUCAGCAACAGCAAUGUGAAAAUGGGCAAAUUGGUGCAGCUGCCCAUCGCCGGAGGAACGGCCAGGCUGCUGGAGAGGGGGGGUGGCGGUGGUACUGGAAGUGGCGGCGGGCAGAAGAUGUACAAAAUUCUGACCAUCAACGAGGACGAAGAUGAUGGGGAAAACGAUGAAAAGCCAGUCGCAGCCGCCGCAGCCUUAGCAUCAAACCCAUCAUCAGCACGUGGCAACGGUAGCACGAGAGGCCGAGGGGACCCUUCAUCGUCGGGGAUCAAAGCGACGACCGCUCCCGACCCUCCUCACUCCCCGACCUCAGCAGAAUCUAUGGAAAACAACUCAGUGAAAAGCAGAUCAACGACAACGGUUAACUCUGGUGAAACCACGAAGGAGCGAUUAACCAAGGAAGCGGGAAAGGCGCGGGACGACGAGCUGUUCAACAGCAACUUCCGACUGCACACCAAUCUGGCCAGAAUGCAUCAGUCCGUUGAGGUGUGUCGGAUCAACAGUAUGUUCGGAGGCGGGAAGAAGCUCACGUCGUCGUCCUCGUCAGUUGUAUCGGGAAAACGUUUGAAUAAUCACGGAGUGGACGGUAAAAGUGCAAGUAGUGAUAGCAGCAACAGUUUAGCGGCCAGUACCGGUGAUCUGCGGUCCCCCAACAACAAGACCACAAUCAGCCGCGGGAACAACAACAACGACGUAAUCCGCAAUAAUUUGCGGGGAACGCCCGGAGGCAGUGCCACAGAUUUGCGGAGGAAACCACCGCCGCCGGAUUUGCUGCUGGCCCAUUCGAUGGCGGCGGCGAUGAUGGAACCGAAACCGCUCAAAGACAUCAACCACAACAAUUUGGCCAAAUGGAGCGCCGAAAGCAUCACAAUCGAGCUAACGGCGAAUGGCUACAACCUUACCGGCACCGGCAUCAAAAGCGUCGGCUCUACGGAUACUCUGUACCAGCGGAUAAAUGGUAUCUCAACGACCGGCUCGGAGUCCAUUGUGCCCCGGAGUCGCAGCCGAAGCAACAGCCACAGCAGUAACCUUCAGCCAUCAUCGGCGUCUUCCCCUGAGUCUAGUCAGCAGAAAUCACACGGGUUCAGCAGUAAGGUCGAUCUGUUAAGAACGUUGUCUACGCCGCAACCUGUUGAUCAACGAACCGCUUCUUCCAAGAAGAUUGACCAAGGAAUCGGAAAUGGUGCCACGCAGGGGGGAUCUUCCCCAAUGGUAGAACCCAUCUACGCGGUGGUAGAUUUGAAAGUGAAGAAAGCUCGACGCCUGAACCAGCUCAGGGAGCACGAUUCGUUGGGAUCAGUUGAAGAUGGGACGGAGGACGAACACAGUAUCAAGGUAGAUAUGGUCCGAGAUCAGGAGACGGGUCGGCUUAAGGAGAAAUCUCGGAGUACCAAUUUACUGCCGAUUGGGGGAAGUGGCUUCGGUGGAAGUAACGAUUACGAAGAGCUUAACGAACUGAUCGCGGAGAGCUUCAUCAACUUUGGGGACGACCCGGAGGACUCCAACGAUGGUGAAAAUAUCUAUGAACCGAUCAACAUUCCGGAAGGUCCCCUGACGUCAUCAUCUACCUCUCUUCCCUCGAGUCAACCGACGUCAAGCUCAUCCCAAAUGAACAACCUGUGGCACAACCUGAAGAAAAUGAACCUCAAUCACCUGUUCAAACAAUCCAGCUUACCGGAGAAACCAAACCAAAGAUCGGCCCUCGAUGACGACCUCACCGCCAAAGCGUCCACGUUUAGCGAGUUCAGCAAAAAGUUCGGCCACCACCGACGAUCGAUCAAGAACAAAAUGCGAGGUCUAUACGAUCGUGGCCAAUCGGUGGAAGCCCCCCUGACAAAAGUCGGAUCCCAAGCGGACGAGAAGCAAUCUCAGCAGCAGCUCCGCGUCACAAAGGUGGCCUCGGAGAGCCGACAGCACAUGUUCAGCAGUACCUUCGGCCGAAACAAGAAAUCCCGGAAGUCGCUGUCGUUCGAUGAUUUCAUACCGCGCAAGAAGCACCAUCAGCACCACCUGAACGGAGUGGGGGUCAUCUGCAAGUCGGACAAGACCAACAACGAAAAGCUGCACAAGGAGCUGAAGCGGCAGCUGUCGAAGCGAUCGAACAGUAGCAGCGGUGGCGAAGGUAGCUUCCACGAUGGGAAGAACGGCGGGAUCGAGUUGUAAACCUGACAGACAAUCUCUGUUUUUUAAGUGUUUUUAUUAUUAUUAUCGAUGUUAAAAUUGUAAGUCACAAUGUUUUAAACGCUAGUAAUAAAACCAAAUGUCUCGUGUUGAUUAUGGUAGGAACAAG
Messenger RNA from Aedes aegypti (yellow fever mosquito), 3993 nucleotides. Its product is annotated as hormone receptor 4-like. Lineage: Eukaryota; Metazoa; Arthropoda; Insecta; Diptera; Culicidae. The transcript has 9 exons. The coding region runs from base 621 to 3866 and encodes 1081 amino acids. The record is from RefSeq and is a predicted model, not a curated record.